GUACGUGUGAAAUUCUACCUACUUCCGGAUUCUCGUAAAGCGAGCAAAAAAUACACAGACGUAGAAAUGUCAACAUUUACCCAAGAACUUUUAAAAAGGGACGAAGAUGAGGCUUUUAAGGCAUUUGUAAUUUUGUACCACAACGCAUUGCAAGGGUCAGGAAUACCUAAAAUCUACUGGAAGAGCCUCCACCUUAAACUCACCAACGAGAUUUAUGAUGCUGGGGAGGUGUUUGGAAUCAUCCAAAUUGAAGAUAAUACUGAUGAUAGCAAGAAUGGUGGGCACAUAGAGGAGGACAAGCUUGGAACAGUAAUGCACAGCAAAGUGGUUGUUUCUUGCAAAAGUGGACUGCGAGCUUCAGACCCAACAAGCAUUUUUCUGGUGGAUCAUGCUUGGACAUAUCGUGUCGAUCAUGCUCGUGAGCAGCUGGAGCAGGUUCCUGGCCUAUUGCCCAGAAUGGCCUCCCUCAUGGGUUUGGACUUGAGUGAGCAGAAUAGCGACGCUGAUGGAGUAGAGUUGGUGAUGGAGCACAUGUGGCUCUACAACCAGACUUACCAACUUUCUCAAGGGUGUGCAGAAGAGAAGAUUCCAGUGUGGUACUUAAUGGAUGAGUUUGGUUCUCAAGUGCAUCACUCUGACCAACCCAGCUGUGCCAUGGCUCCUUUCUUCUUUGCCGAGGCGCAAGCGGCUUUCACUGUACUCUGGCCUCUUGGAGACCUGCAAGAGGGAGAUGUAAUAACGCGUGACUUUGCAUACGGUGAGACAGACCCUCUGGUUAGACGGUGCCGUUUGUUACCAUGGUUACCUGCCGAUCUUGAAGGCAUUUCCCCCCAAAACACAGAGCCUGCAGAUUCAUACUAUGAGGCGGUAUUGCACGAGAACAAAGAGCAACUUCCUGUGGACGUUCAUCCCACCACACUACCCAGGGACAGAACACUCAAGGUAUACUCUGAAAUGUCGCAAGUGACCAACAACUUGACGCAUGCACGUUUUGAGGUGACAGAGAACAAGGAGGAAGCGGAUAUCAUUUGGAGCUACAACCACAUCAAAGACUACAGAAAGUUCAGCACAGAGCGACCGAAUGUUAUGCUCAACCAGUUUCCCUGCGAGAACCUCAUCACUGUGAAGGAUUGCCUUGCUGCCGUGGCCCGCAGAGUGAAGGAGGCUUCAGAUGUGAUACCGAAGACUUUCAAUCUCCAAACAGAGCUUCCACAAUUCAUAAAGCACUAUCGAGACAGACAACAAAGGGGCCAAGAUAACCACUGGAUAUGCAAGCCAUGGAAUUUGGCCCGUGGAAUGGACAUACACAUCACCAACAAUCUGAACUACAUUAUCCGACAGAGAGAGAGUACACCAAAGGUUGUGUGUAAGUACAUCAAGAACCCAGUACUGUUUGAGAGGGAGGAUGUUGGACUGGUCAAGUUUGACAUCCGCUACAUGAUGAUGCUACGCUCUGUGAAGCCUCUACGUCUCUAUGCCUACAAUGUUUUCUGGUUGCGCUUUGCUAAUAGACCUUUCUCCCUCGACCAUUUUGAUGACUACCAGAAACAUUUUACAGUCAUGAACUAUACAGAGGGCGUGAAGCUGAAACAGAUUCACUGUGAUGAGUUUAUCUUGAUGUUUGAGAAACAGUACCCACAAUGCACAUGGAAGGAAGUGGAAGCACAAUUGUUUGAAGCCUUUAAGAGGCUCUUCCAGGCCGCUUCAUCUCGACCUGCCCCAUAUGGUAUUUGUCCAUACCCAUCUUCUCGUGCAAUCUAUGCUGUAGACCUCAUGCUGAAGUGGAGAACAGAUGACAAUGGUGAGCGUACCAUGGUUCCUCAGAUUCUUGAGUUCAACUUCAGCCCAGACUGCACCCGGGCCUGCCUCUACCACCCAGACUUCUACAACCACAUGUUCCAGACGCUGUUCUUGGACCAGCCUGAGGCCUGCCCUGUUACACAGAUUGCAUAAUCAUGUGGAGCUGCAAAAAGUUUGUUUGUGCUUUAUGGAAAUAAACGUACCAACAAGGUUGUCAAAGUAGAA
Molecule: messenger RNA, 2025 nt
Organism: Syngnathus typhle (broad-nosed pipefish)
Lineage: Eukaryota; Metazoa; Chordata; Actinopteri; Syngnathiformes; Syngnathidae
Gene: ttll12
Product: tubulin tyrosine ligase-like family, member 12
Exons: 14
Coding region: 67-1953 (628 amino acids)
Biological process (GO): protein modification process
Source: RefSeq, a predicted model, not a curated record